GUUGGGGAGGGGGAUAAAGGCAUCUCCAGCCAAGACCUCUGGGAUGAGUUAAGGCAGUUAUUCCUGUCUGCUCUCCACCCCCACUCAUCACAGCUGGAUAAGCUGAGGCACUGGAUGAGACAGUGACUAAAGCGCUUAAGGACUUAGUUCCAGUCCCCCCUCCCCGCCCCCACUCCGCACCCCUCAUUCAAGCUGAUGUGAAAGAUCCCUGAGGGAAUGCCUGGUCCUCAGCCUUGACGCAAGUACUUCAAGCAGUACUUCACGUCCCAGCAUUUCCCCACCAAGCUCCUUUCUUUCCUUCCUGCUUCCUGCCCUGGAAAUCAAAGGAGAUGCCCCCAAAGCCUGACCAUGAGGUCAUUUGGACACAGGAAAUUCGGGAAGAGGUCAGUUGCUCAGACUCCGGCACACAGCACAUUUCAGGUCUACCAUCGUCCUUAUCUUUUCUCAGAUCCAAAGGAACAAGGAAAACAGGGAGAGGGUGCCAAAGGGUCCAAGUGGAAGGGGAACCUCCUGAAGCAAGUGUUUGGCUGCCUUCUCCCGGGCUCAGAUGGAGUUGCACGUGCCCCCGGGCCUCAACAAAUUGGAGGCGGUAGAGGGAGAAGAAGUGGUGCUCCCCGCUUGGUACACGAUGGCACGGGAGGAGUCGUCGUCCCACCCCUGGGAGGUGCCCGUCCUGAUUUGGUUCUUGGAACAAGAAGGGAAGGAACCAAACCAGGUGUUGUCUUACAUUAAUGGGGCCUUGACAAAUAAACCUGGAGUAGCCCUGGUCCACUCUAUCUCUUCACGGAAUGUGUCCCUGCACCUGGAGGCGCUCCAGGAGGGAGACUCUGGGACCUACCGAUGUUCUGUCAAUGUGCUAAAUGAUGAAGGCAAAAGUAUGGGCCACAGCAUCAAAAGCAUAGAGCUCAAAGUGCUGGUUCCUCCAGCUCCUCCAUCCUGUAGUUUACAGGGUGUACCCUAUGUCGGGACCAAUGUGACCCUGAACUGCAAGUCCCCAAGGAGUAAACCUACUGCUCAGUACCAGUGGGAGAGGCUGGCCCCAUCUUCCCAGGUCUUCUUUGGACCAGCCUUAGAUGCAGUCCGUGGAUCUUUAAAGCUCACCAACCUUUCCACUGCCAUGUCUGGAGUCUAUGUCUGCAAGGCCCAAAACAGAGUGGGCAUUGCCCGGUGCAAUGUGACCUUGGACGUGAUGACAGGGUCCAAGGCUGCAGUGGUUGCUGGAGCAGUUGUGGGCACUUUUGUUGGGUUGGUGCUGAUAGCUGGGCUGGUCCUGUUGUACCAACGCCGGAGCAAGACCCUGGAAGAGCUGGCCAAUGAUAUCAAGGAAGAUGCCAUUGCUCCCCGGACCUUGCCUUGGACCAAAGGCUCAGACACAAUCUCCAAGAAUGGGACCCUUUCUUCGGUCACCUCAGCGCGAGCUCUGCGGCCACCCAAGGCUGCUCCUCCAAGACCCGGCGCAUUUACUCCCACACCCAGUGUCUCUAGCCAGGCCCUGUCCUCACCAAGACUGCCCAGGACAGAUGAACCCCCACCUCAGGCAGUGUCCCUGACCCCAGGUGGGGUUUCUUCUUCUGCUCUGAGCCGCAUGGGUGCUGUGCCUGUGAUGGUGCCUGCACAGAGUCAGGCUGGGUCUCUUGUGUGAUAACCCAGGCACUCGUUAGCUACAUCUGGUAUCUGACCUUCCUGUAAAGGUCUCCUGUGGCACAGAGGACUCAAUCUUGGGAGGAUGCCCACAUUCUAGACCUCCAGUCUUUUGCUCCUACCUCCUUCUAUUGUUGGAAUACCGGGCCUCAGUAAGACUAAAAUCUGGGUCAAAGGACAAAAGGAGGAAAUGGACCUGAGGUGGGGGGUUGGGAGUGAGGAGGCUUCACUUCCUCCCUGCUUCUCUCCCUGAAGCCAGAUGAACGCUGCGGAGAUCGGCUACCCUCCAAGGGCUCUGGAGGAGAUUGCCAGUCGGUGAUGCCCCUGGCUCUGUGAUCUGUACAACACCCUUAUCUAACGCUGUCCUUUGCCAUUCGCUCCAUCUCCCUGUAUUAAUAUAACCUGUCCUGCUGGCUUGCCUGGGUUUUGUUGGAGCAGGGGGAUAGGAAAGACAUGUUAAAACCUGACUUGAAAUUGAUGAUUUUGUUUUUAUUUUGCAAAUUUCAAUAAAGAUGCAUUGCAUUUGCAUGGACAA
Molecule: messenger RNA, 2176 nt
Organism: Mus pahari (shrew mouse)
Lineage: Eukaryota; Metazoa; Chordata; Mammalia; Rodentia; Muridae
Gene: Esam
Product: endothelial cell adhesion molecule
Exons: 7
Coding region: 548-1642 (364 amino acids)
Biological process (GO): homophilic cell-cell adhesion
Cellular component (GO): plasma membrane; adherens junction
Molecular function (GO): cell-cell adhesion mediator activity
Source: RefSeq, a predicted model, not a curated record